Solea solea (common sole) is the source of this 3705-nucleotide messenger RNA. Its product is annotated as copper chaperone for superoxide dismutase-like. Gene Ontology annotation, biological process: removal of superoxide radicals. The coding region runs from base 106 to 918 and encodes 270 amino acids. The record is from RefSeq and is a predicted model, not a curated record. Gene Ontology annotation, molecular function: copper ion binding. NCBI's taxonomy places the organism in Eukaryota, Metazoa, Chordata, Actinopteri, Pleuronectiformes, Soleidae. The transcript is spliced from 8 exons.
GCUCCCUGUCGCCGCAGCAGCAGGUUCGCUUCCGCUGUUAAAAAAGUAGGAAGUUGUCUUUUUCAGUCCGUUUUUGUCGCACAUGCGGCGAAGUGUGGACACAACAUGGACACUGACAGGCCAACAAAGCUGGAGUUUGCUGUGCAGAUGACAUGUGACACUUGUGCACAGAAGGUCAGAGCUGCUCUCGAGGGAAAACCAGGAGUGAAGUCGUUCAGCAUCGAUCUGAGCAGGGAGGAGGUGUUGGUGGAAUCCGCUCUGACCAUCGCUCAGGUUCAGGCUAUGAUUGAAAGCACCGGACGCAGAGCCGUGUUAAAGGGCAUCGGAGGAUCAGAGCGAGACUUGGGUACAGCUGUGGCCAUGUUGGCCGGUGCAGGAAACAUCCAAGGUGUGGUGCGUUUCCUGCAGUUAUCGACGGAACGCUGUUUGAUUGAUGGAACCAUCGAUGGGUUGGAGCCUGGACUCCACGGCCUCCAUGUUCACACCCUGGGCGACCUCACACAGGACUGCAACAGUUGUGGGGAGCACUUUAACCCCCGUGGAAGACAACACGGUGGUCCAGGAGACUCUGAAAGGCAUGCAGGUGAUCUGGGAAACAUCGUUGCAGAGGCAGAUGGCAGAGCCUCAUUUAGACUAGAAGACACUCAACUAAAGGUAUGGGAUGUGAUUGGCCGGUCACUGGUGGUGGAUGCGGGGGAGGAUGACUUGGGCCGCGGCGCUCACCCUCUCUCCAAACAGACGGGAAACUCUGGGGAAAGAUUGGCCUGUGGAAUCAUUGCUCGAUCUGCCGGUCUUUUCCAAAACCCCAAACAGAUCUGUGCCUGUGACGGGGUCACACUGUGGGAAGAGAGAGACAGGCCGAUAGCUGGAACAGGUCGAAACAAGGCCAACACAGAGACGCCAGCAGCAAAUCUGUGAACGCUAACGAGCAAGAGAAAUGCAGUGGACAUUUUUGUUGAGUCAGAGGCGAGGAAGUUAGAGCACUUAGGGAUACAUUUCCCAAACUGAAAGAAAAUCAAAGUAAAAUGUGUCGAUUUUCCUGAAAAUAUUCUCUUUGUGAUGAAAUCAAAUGCUCCUGCAGUUGCACUUAGUGUCCUCAGAGGGUUUUCAAAAGCACUAAAGCUGAUUAAAACACGCAGAGGCGUUGUAAACGUCGCAUCUGAUUAGCUACAACUCCAUUACUGCUGUUUUAUAUUUGUUUAUCCAGUUUGCCUUUGACACAACAAUCUCAUCACCGUCAAUAUUGAUGCGCUCGUAAGAUCCGAGGUUUCCAUUUUGGCUGUGUCCUGGUAAAUAAAUGAAGAGAUAAGUGCGCUUUAGUUUGCCGUUAAAGUGUCCGAGUUAAUUACGCCAGCCUCUUAAGGAGCAUAGCAGUUAAAAAUGCUACAUCCUGUUUCUCUCUCUCAGCAGCUCAGCUGCAUCACUUUGAGCGCUGGUUCACCUGUUGAUUUGUGGGAAAAGAUAAAGAGUAGCUCAGCUACUAUUGAAGAAAACUCAAAAAAAAUUGUGAUUUGUUUUGUAUUUUCAUAAUUUAUACAGUAUUUUCGAGAAAAGUUAACACAAAAAUAGAAAAGUUCUUCCUCGUGUUGUGUCCCAAACCCCCUCCAAAAUGUAUUGGAACAUCCACAAAACGUCAUGGGUUCUUUUUCACGUUAUGUACUAAUAACCCUUUGUAGAAUUUCACUGGUUUUUCCUUAGGUUGUCCCUCAACAAAAAUGUAUAGGUUCUUCCUUAGGUUGUCCCUCAACAAAACUUCAUAGGUUCUUCAGGUUAUGUACUAACCCUUUGCAGAAUGUCAUGGGUUCUUCCUUAGGUUGUCCCAACCCUCAACAAAACUUCAUAGAUUCUUCUUCAGGAUAUGUCCCAACUCUUUGCAGACUUUCAUAGGUUGUUCCUUGUGCCGUGUCCCAAACCCUCGACAAGAUUUCUUGGAAUCUUCCACGUGUUGUGUCCCAAACAUUCACAGAACUCCGUAGAUUCUUCUUCAGGUUGUGUUCCAACCCUUUACAAAAUUUCAUAGGUUUUUAUUUGGGUUAUGUCCCAACCCUUUGCAGAAUUUGAAGGGUUCUUCCUUAGGUUGUCCCAACCCUCAACCAAAUUUCAUAGGUUCUUCUUUGGGUUAUGUCCCGACCCUUUGCAGACUUUCAUAGGUUGUUUCUUGUGUCGUGUCCCAAACCCUUGGCAUGACUUCUUGGGAUCUUCCACGUGUAAUGUCCCAAACAUCCACAAAACUUCAUGGGUUCUUCUUUAUGUUAUGUUCCAACCCUCAACAAAAUUUCAUAGGUUCGUCUUUGGGUUAUGUCCCAACCCUCAACAAAAUUUCAUAGGUUCUACUUCAGGUUAUGGCCCAACUCUUCCCAGACUUUCAUAGGUUCUUCCUUGUGUCAUGUCCCAACCCUUCAGCAAGAUUUCUUGGAAUCUUCCACAUGUAAUGUCCCAAAUAAAUCCACAGGUUCUUCUUUAGGUUAUAUCCCAACCCUCAACUAAAGUCUAUAGGUUCUUCUUUGGAUUAUGUCCCAAACCCUUUGUAAAAUUUCAUAGGUUCUUCUUCAGGUUAUGACCCAACCCUUUGCAGAAUUUAAUGGAUUCUACCUUGGGUUAUAUCCCAAACCUUUGCUAAAAAUUUGAUGGGAAGUUGAAUGGGUAGUUCAACUACUGAAGGACACUUGAGAAGAAAUAGGGGUGCAUUCAUGGGCUGGUGGUGUAAAAAGAGAGAUUAGCAUGACCUCAAUAGAGCGAAAGAGAGAGUCAGAUUCCAUGCAAGGUGAAAGGGCAAGAGAGGGGUAAGAGUUGAAGCAGUGUGUGCUCAGCUGUUCCUGAGAGGACAGUUGCUACAUGACAUUCAGACAAACUCAGAGUCAUAAAAUGGAGGAAAAUGAUGCGUCCUUUAUCAGAAAUUGUGCGUAACAACUGGAAUGUAAUAAGAAAAACAUUAAAAAUCUCCCAGAGCUGACACUUGUUGUUGAUGCAUGGCGACUGUUCCCCCGGUGAAAACAUCAAUACAAGGACAUUGGCUGCACCAUAUUGGGCUCUUUGAGUGUGCAGCAAAGUUUCACAUUGAUUUUUUCAGAUCGAGCAUCCGUCUUGUUUUGGGUGAUGCCUGAAUAAGUUUAUUGAAUUCCCCUCCAAAUGUUCAGUGGGUGUCCUUUUCCCAUUUCUGUGUGAGGAGAACUGUGAAGGCAGCAUGAAUGUAGGGGCUCUAAAAUUAGGGUUUAAUCUGUGGCUUUUUCAACCAUUCAUGUGAAGGAAAGGAGGAAAGAAAUCCUUCCAUUUCAUUCACAAAGUUUUUACUUCAUUCUCUGUCAAUUAAUCCUUUCAUGUCUUCUUCAAGUGUGAUUUUUUUUUAUCUGUAGAAAGCAAUCUUCUAACCAGAUUAGCACAGAAGUCUAAAUGAAAAUGGAAAAAUUGCACUUUUUGAGUAACGUAAUCCAAAUAAAUCUCAUAUGUCAGAUUGAGAUGCACAGUAUAUGUUUGUAGUGCACCUGAUAUCAGAAUAUGUUAUAUGUCUUAAUCCAGUCAUUUCAUUGUUCAGAAUAUUUAUAUUAGACUAUUGCUUUUCAUGGAAACAGUCAUUGUUGAUGCGACAUCUUAAUCAGAUUACAACAGUGGUGGAUAUAAUACAGAUCCGAGUCAAUUUUUGAAAAACAUGAAAUGUAAAUGUCUUGUAAGAAUAAUCACCUAUUCAGAAUAAAUCAAACAAUACAA